CAUUACAGAAAGCAUUACAGAAUAAUCAUAAAACGCAACAGCUUAUUGACCUACUCCAAGAAUUCGCUAAAGAAGAAGAUAGCAAUGACUUAUUAGACCCGGAAAAAGUUUUACAAGAUGAUAAUACCAGCAAUAAAGAAAAUGAAGAUCCUGCGAUGGUUACAUUACAAAAUCCAAAGAAGCGUCAGGGCAAGGGUCGACCAUUAGGUAUCAAAUGGUUUAAAUCUUCCUAUAAAGAUUCUAAAUCCAUAGCAAAGAACCAACGUCGGUGCAAAAAUUGUGAAAACGUUGCUGUCUCAGCCGACGAAUCUGCUAUAACGAACAAU
Molecule: messenger RNA, 326 nt
Organism: Funneliformis caledonium
Lineage: Eukaryota; Fungi; Glomeromycota; Glomeromycetes; Glomerales; Glomeraceae
Source: the annotation of a GenBank genome assembly